AUGACCCCAACAUCUUCCCCAUUCUCGAAUGAUAUUGUUAUGGAGGAGAUUCCCAAAGUGAGGCUACCAGCACACUUAACAUUCAGCGGGAUUACGGAUCCGAGGGAUCACGUCAUCUCUUACGAGCAGCAAAUGUUCCUGAGCGCCUACUCCGAGGCUUGUUGGUGCAAAUACUUCCCAACCACGCUGACAGGAGUUGCAGGGGAAUGGUUCAGGUCGCUGCCGAAGGGAUCGAUCAAAAGCUGGAAGAAGCUGAAGAAGAGGUUCAUGAAAGAAUCAACCAACAUCCCCAAUAUGCAGCCAGAUGUAGCAAUCUUCGCCUUGAAGCACGCGCUUCCGGAGGGGAAAUUCCGGGAUAAACUGUCAAUGAAAAACCCCUCCAAGAUAGCUGACGUACUUCAAAUGGCGGAUGCGUUCAUCAGAACGGAAGAAUUCAAAAAGGCAGCAGCUAGGCUGAGGAACCCCUCGGAUACGAGGGAUACCAAGAUGAAUCAGAGUAAGCCCGAGGGCAACUCAAGAAAGGGAAAAGAGAAGGUGGGUGCGAGAGAAGCAAGCCCAAAUAAAGAGUGGAAGAAGGGUGAAUUUCAACCCAAAUACACCAACUACACUCCACUCACCACAUCCCAAAGAGAAAUCUUCAGCCUCCACAAGGAUGACGAAAAGUGGAAACUACCUGACAAGCUCAGAUCAAACCCCCUCCUUAGGAACAAGAACAAGUGGUGUGAGUUCCACGAUGACUUCGGACAUACCACCGAGGAAUGCAAUUCGCUGAAAGACAACAUCGAGGACCUCAUCCGCCGAGGCUAUUUAAAGCAAUACUUGCUCGACCGGAGAACGGAGAGGGAAGAAAAAGAAAAAGCAACGUCGGGAAAACUACAAGAGCAAGCCUAG
This is a messenger RNA of Spinacia oleracea (spinach), 891 nucleotides long. RefSeq lists its product as uncharacterized. The transcript is spliced from 2 exons. The coding region runs from base 1 to 891 and encodes 296 amino acids. The record is from RefSeq and is a predicted model, not a curated record. Lineage: Eukaryota; Viridiplantae; Streptophyta; Magnoliopsida; Caryophyllales; Amaranthaceae.